Messenger RNA from Aphanomyces invadans, 1206 nucleotides. RefSeq lists its product as hypothetical. Lineage: Eukaryota; Oomycota; Saprolegniomycetes; Saprolegniales; Verrucalvaceae. The transcript is spliced from 7 exons. The record is from RefSeq and is a predicted model, not a curated record. The coding region runs from base 1 to 1206 and encodes 401 amino acids. Gene Ontology annotation, cellular component: membrane. Gene Ontology annotation, molecular function: magnesium ion transmembrane transporter activity. Gene Ontology annotation, biological process: magnesium ion transport.
AUGGGUUGCGAAGAGCGCUCGACGCAAACGUACUCCCUGUGGUAUGUCGGCGUCAUCAUGAGCGUUGGCGCGUCCGUGUGCACCAACAUGGGGGUGAACUUGCAAAAGUACUCGUUCAUGCGCGAAUGCAAAAAGCCCACGGCCACCAAGCGCGGGUACAUUCGUCAGCCCUUGUGGAUGCUCGGGCUGUGGCUCGUCAUCUUUGGCAGUUUGGGCGACUUUGGCGCGCUCGGCUUUAUUCCGCAGUCCCUGGCAACGCCCGUGGGGGGGUCGACGAUUGUCGCGAACGUGUUCUUUGCCCACAAGUUUCUCCAUGAGGUGUUUACCCGACGGGACGGCAUCGGGACUGCUUUGAUUCUCACGGGCAUUGUCGUCGUCGCGGCGUUUGCGGACAAGUCGAAUGGGUGCCAUACCCUCGACCAGCUCAUUGCGUUGUACGGUCAGCCGGCGUUUAUCGCCUACGUCGUUCUCGUGAGUGUGACGAUGGCCGUGGUUUACAUCUUCGUGCGUCGGAUUCGGUCGAUUGUCGCGACCUGCGGCAAGAAUUCCAAACAGUACCGACGGUUUGUCACGUUUCACUCGCUGGCGAACCCUGCGCUCUCUGGCGUGUUCGGUGCCCAGAGCGUCCUCUUGGCCAAGUCGGUGGCCGAGCUCAUCAAGAGCACCAUCGCCGGAGACAACCAAUUCACGACGGUGGGCACAUACGCCAUCGCGCUCGGCAUGUUUGGUUGCAUCUUCCUCCAGAUUCACUGGCUCGCACAAGGGCUCGAGCAUUUUGAUGCGGUCUUCGUCGUCCCAAUAUUUCAGUGCGUGUUCAUCUCGACGUCGAUUCUUGGCGGAGCUGUCUACUUUGGAGAGUUUGCCACCAUGUCGACCACAACGAUUAUCAUGUUUCUUGUGGGGGUCGUCAUUACGCUGUCAGGGGUUGGCAUUCUGUCCCAACGGGACAUGGCGUCGCUAAAACCCAAGCAGAAGCUGCGCGCAUGUGUCUACAUGGUCAUCUUUAUGAAGCGCACGCAGAAGUGCAAAGGACUCAAGUACCAGUGGGUCGCCUUGUCGAGUCUCGAGCAAAACGUCAAACAGGCAGCGAUGAAAUCAACGUUGUCUUUGUCCAAGCUCAAGUCGAGCUCGAUCCAUCCCAUCCACGUGUCGACAACACCGUCCGACGCUGGAUUUCAGCUCAACGUCUCGGCCUCGACGAAAUAA